GAAGAGGUACCCCGCGACAGCGAACACAAUCUGAAGCAGUAGAACCAAGAAUUGGAAAAGAGGGAAGCCAUGGCCGACUCCACUCUCGUUCCUCGAGUCAAGCUCGGGUCGCAAGGGCUUGAGGUCUCGCUCCAGGGGCUCGGGUGUAUGGGCAUGUCCGCCUUCUACGGCCCGGCCAAGCCGGAGAAAGACAUGAUCGCGCUCAUCUAUCACGUCGUUCGUUCCGGCGUCACGUUUCUUGAUACUUCCGACGUCUACGGACCCUUCACCAACGAAAUCCUCCUGGGAAAGGCUCUAAAAGAAGGGCUUAGAGAGAAAGUUGAACUCGCGACCAAGUUCGGAAUCAGAUUCUAUGAUGACGGGAGGAGGGAAAUCUCAAGGGACCCUUCCUAUGUGAGAGCGGCCUGCGAAGGGAGCUUGAAGAGACUUGGUGUUGACUGCAUCGAUCUAUAUUACCAGCAUCGGGUUGACACGCGUGUCCCCAUCGAAGUUACGGUGGGAGAACUUAAGAAGCUAGUUGAGGAAGGAAAAAUAAAAUAUAUAGGAUUGUCUGAGGCUUCUGCUUCAACAAUUAGGAGGGCACAUGCAGUUCAUCCAAUUUCUGCAGUGCAGCUAGAGUGGUCUUUGUGGUCACGGGAUGUUGAGAUUGAUAUCAUUCCUACCUGCAGGGAACUUGGAAUAGGUAUUGUUGCAUACAGCCCACUUGGGAGGGGCUUCUUCUCUUAUGGUCCGCAGGUAGCUGAUGAGCUAUCAAGCCAUGACUUCCGCAAGACGCUGCCAAGAUUUCAACCUGAAAACUUAGAAAAAAAUGCUGAAAUUUUCGAGAGAGUGAAGGAAAUCGCAUCAAGAAAGGGUUGCACUCCUUCACAACUUGCACUGGCUUGGGUGCAUCACCAGGGAAGCGAUGUAGUCCCCAUUCCUGGCACUACAAAGAUCGAAAACUUCAACCAGAACGUUGGUGCACUCUCUGUGAAGCUUACGCCUGAAGAAUUGGCUGAACUUGAAUCAUUUGCUUCAGAAGACGCUGUGAAAGGUGAUAGAUAUGGCGCUGGAAUGCAGACCUGGAAGAACUCUGAGACUCCUCCCCUUUCUUCCUGGAAUCACUGGUAAGACGAUCAGUCAAUUUCUGCUGUUUAUGUUUGUUUGGGUAUCUGUAAUAUGCGACCAUCUUCUUGCAAGUUAACCAUCUUAUAUUGAUUAGGUUGGCUUGAGCUCCCUGUGUGUGCGACUUUCUUGAGCAGAUUGAAUAAAACAUCCUUGUCUUAAUUUUGCCUGAAAACUAUUCAUAAAUGUGUAGAAAUAUUGUCAAUUAUAGAUAUAUGGUCGAUUAAUGUUUUAGUUGUUUAA
Molecule: messenger RNA, 1347 nt
Organism: Dendrobium catenatum
Lineage: Eukaryota; Viridiplantae; Streptophyta; Magnoliopsida; Asparagales; Orchidaceae
Product: probable aldo-keto reductase 2
Exons: 5
Coding region: 70-1110 (346 amino acids)
Cellular component (GO): cytoplasm
Source: RefSeq, a predicted model, not a curated record